UUACCUGAAAUUGCAAAUAUAAAUUAUAUUAUUUUUUUUAUAUAUUCGAUUAAUAAAGGUGUUGGUUCUUGGAGUCACUUUACCUGUGGUCGAUACAUUAUUCCUGCUAAUUGAUGUUUCAGAAACAGUGUGCUUUUACCAAAAAAAACCGAUUCAAUUAGUGCGAAACUUAAAAAACAGCUAUUACGACCAUUAAAGAAAAAAAAUUGUCCUCUAUCUUUAGCUCCAAUGAAAAAUAAUCAAGAACAAAAAAAUAGUUGUGUAGGAACUUUAUUCAAGCCAAUUAAAUGUUCACCAUGUUCACCAAAGAUUAAUAAAAAUUGCAUCAACUCAAAUAAUGAUGAUGAUUUUGGAGUUGACUGCGCCUCAGAUUCAACAAGUUACAGUUCACUGUUAUCUUCACCACCAUCAUCAUCAGGCUCGUUUGAUUCUGGAAUUAAUAGAAAAUUCGAAUCAAAUAAUUCACUUCAAAAUGACAUUAACUUACCUCAAGAUAAUCUACCUCAAAAAUUGCCAAUAGAAAGACAAUUUGAAACAACUAGAUGUAAUUUAAAUGACAAAUUUAAAUCUGAUAAUUCACUUGACAACUCACGGCAUAAAUUUUGUUAUUAUGAUUUAAAAUCAAAGCAACAGUCUUUACCAAUUUCUCGAGUACUUGAUGACUAUGACAUUGCUCAUCUUCUUGGACAGACAGAAUAUUUAUCGUACCUUGAAAAAUCAAAGGAAAAUAACGACAAAUGGAGAAACACUUGGUGA
This is a messenger RNA of Aphidius gifuensis, 756 nucleotides long. RefSeq lists its product as uncharacterized. The transcript has 3 exons. The record is from RefSeq and is a predicted model, not a curated record. NCBI's taxonomy places the organism in Eukaryota, Metazoa, Arthropoda, Insecta, Hymenoptera, Braconidae. The coding region runs from base 229 to 756 and encodes 175 amino acids.